AAACACAGAUGUCCCAUUUCCCUGACCAGUAGUAUCUAGACAAUUGUCUGCAUCUCUCAACCACUCAAAAAAUCAUAAAAAUAAACUCAAUUUUCUUAAACUUAGGAAACCUUAAACCAAAAAAAACAGAUCAUAAAGCCAAAAAGCCAGAAGAUACAACCAAAAAGCCAAUCUGCUUACUCUUUUACAUUUGAGCAAAUCUCUAAAACCAAAAUUUGUUGCAGAAAAGUUUAACAAUGGAUGAACCAUUUCUCCCAGAAGAUACAACAACCACACCACGAACAAGACGAAUGGCUCGUGAAACAGGGUCGCCACGACAACAACUCCUUGGUAGCUACUUUGAUCGUGGCACACCAAGAUCACAAUCAUCUUUACGACCACUUCUAUUCAACAAUGAAGCCAUCAAUACACCACGAGCUAACUCAAUUCGAAGAAAAUUAAUGGAACGUCAAUCAACUGCUAGGCUUUUAAAAGAUGAUACAGCAAUUUCAUGUCCUCCUAUAAUGAGUUGCAGUCCUUUAGAUAAAGAUCUGAUUAUCAACUUUGACAGAUCAUGUUCUGCUCCACCUCUUUUCACUGAGGAAAAAGGGCUAAUUCCACACCAUUCUUUUGAUCAUAAACAUCGAACAAAGAGGGCCCCACGGAUUCUUCAGUUAGCUAUGGUUGGGUUGCUCUUAUAUGUAACUGUUGGGGUAACUGUAUUUACUUUAACCCAUCACACAUUUAAAGGUCAAAGAACUGAUAAUAAGGUGGUUGAUGCUCUGUAUUUUACUGUAGUAACUUUAUCCACCAUUGGUUAUGGUGAUAUUAUACCCGCCUCAACUUUUACUAAGAUGUUCACAUGUAUCUUUAUCCUAGUCGGGUUUGGGUUCAUCGAUGUGUUGUUAAACGGGUUGGUUACCUACGUGCUUGAGUCGCAAGAGGAGGUUUUUCUCGAUGAAACGAAGCUGAAUAAGAUUAUAAGAGACUAUGUUAUUGAUAAAACGAAAGGUAGAAUGAGGAUAAGGACUAAGGUUUGUUUGGCAUUAGGGGUUGUUUUUGUUUGUCUUACUAUUGGGACGAUUACUGUUCAUUACUUGGAGAAGUUGAGUUGGGUUGACAGUUUUUAUCUGUCUGUUACUUCUGUUACGACAGUUGGGUAUGGAGAUCAUGCUUUUAAGACAGUUGGAGGAAGAUGUUUUGCUAUUGUGUGGUUGUUGGCGAGUACGUUGGCGGUUGCUAAGGCGUUCUUGUAUUUAACUGAGUAUAGGAUUGAGAAGAGGAAUAGAGGAACGGCAAAAGAGAUUCUUCAUAAGAGAAUGACUCUUGGUGAUUUAAUGGAAGCUGAUAUUGAUCAUGAUGGAAGUAUCAGUAAAUCUGAGUAUGUUAUAUUCAAGCUUAAAGAGAUGGGGAAAAUAACAGACAAUGACGUUGAAGAGAUCUGCAAGCAAUUCGAUGCUCUGGAGUACACCCACAGUCGAAGAAUUGCAAUCACAGAUCUCGCAAGAUGUGAUAAGAUACCAUGCUCUGAAGCUCAACAUGAUGAUGAUGAUGAGGCAAGUCACGGCACAACAUGAAAAGGCUUACUCAUGUCCGAGGAUUAACAGCACUUUACCAGCCAUUUUCAACGGCAUGUGUAUUGUAUAAUACUUGUAUGUAUAUGAACUUGAGUCUGAGUGAGUAGCAUCGUGAGUCAUGAGAGAUGAUGAAAGAGAUCUUUUUUUUCUGAUCAAACAAUUUUCACGAUUUUUCACAUCAGAAAAUAAUACAUUUGUUAAUAUAUGAUGCAACACAUUACUUCCUGCUCAAAAAGAACAACUUCUGAUCGAUUGAGCAUUUUAUGAAAGCAGUAAAUUGUGCAUACUGUAAUAUCACAGUCAUACCACUCAAAUUCAUCAUAACUAAAAUCUGUAAAUCCACUCAAGUCCCCAUAAGUUAAGUAGAUAGGUAAGCAUGAUACUGCUGAAAUAUAUCAUCAAAAUAUGAACAUUGCUAUCCGACACGAGCACUUGAAAUUAAAACGAAAUCUAAGCAGUGCAAUAAUCGAGAAAAUCGUAAAGGAAAACAGUUUGACAAAUCUAAGAAUGGAGAUGUUCUAUUAUGUUGCAGUAACCAUUGCAGAACUGUAAGGUACAUGAUUGAGUGUGCAAUUUUGAUCAUUAUCACCUACUUCCAUUAAAGACUACAACGAUGAAUGAUAUGAGAAAACUUACAAGUUUGAUGGAAAAACCAAGGUAUAUCAUUGAGAUAUUAAUUUAUCCCUAUCAUAGCCCUUUCUAAUAAGCAUGGUGUGUGCAACAGUUGGCAAGCUUAACGAUG
Molecule: messenger RNA, 2298 nt
Organism: Spinacia oleracea (spinach)
Lineage: Eukaryota; Viridiplantae; Streptophyta; Magnoliopsida; Caryophyllales; Amaranthaceae
Product: two-pore potassium channel 5
Exons: 2
Coding region: 237-1556 (439 amino acids)
Biological process (GO): potassium ion transmembrane transport; stabilization of membrane potential
Cellular component (GO): plant-type vacuole membrane; plasma membrane
Molecular function (GO): outward rectifier potassium channel activity; potassium ion leak channel activity
Source: RefSeq, a predicted model, not a curated record